AUGGCAGUUAGGUUGAAACAUGCAUGGACAUGCAGCAGCAGACAAUGGUCGAAGUCCGAGGAACAACUCUUGUCGGCGCUUCAAUCAUGCGACGGAAUCAAACAGUUCAACCAAGUUCACACCCAACUCAUCCUCCACAAUCUCUUUCAACACCCUUUUGUCGCCACCACAGCCAUCAAGAAACUCUCCUCCAAUCCACGCACCACCCCACGCGCCACUUCCCUCUUCGACCAACUCCACCAUCCCGACGCUUUUCUUUGCAACACCAUCAUCCGUUCAUAUGUUCGCACUUCCAAUUUCAACGCCGCUUUCCAUUUCUAUUACCACAAAAUGAUUGCCAGGUGGGUCCCACCCAAUCACUACACUUUCCCUCUCAUACUCAAACUCUGCUCCGAUUGCGGGUCCCAACGAGAAGGUGAAAAGGCUCACGAUCGAGUAAUCAAAUUCGGGUUCGAUUCCGAUUUGUUCGUCUUGAACUCGCUGAUCCGAAUGUACUCCGUUUUCGGGAGAAUUGACUAUGCCCGAACACUGUUUGAUGCGAGUUAUGUUUUGGAUUUGGUGAGUUACAACACCAUGAUCGAUGGGUAUGUGAAGAAUGGUGAAAUUGGUGUUGCACGGAAACUGUUUGAUGAAAUGCCUCAAAGAGAUGUUUUUAGUUGGAAUUGUAUGAUAAAAUGCAUUUAA
Cicer arietinum (chickpea) is the source of this 684-nucleotide messenger RNA. RefSeq names its product pentatricopeptide repeat-containing protein At1g31920-like. The record is from RefSeq and is a predicted model, not a curated record. Gene Ontology annotation, molecular function: protein binding; RNA binding. Lineage: Eukaryota; Viridiplantae; Streptophyta; Magnoliopsida; Fabales; Fabaceae. Gene Ontology annotation, biological process: RNA modification.